AUGUCGUCUUCUUCUUCUUCCUCCUCCUCCUCUUCCGAAGAAAAAUGGCCGUACGACGUUUUCAUUAACUUCAGAGGCGAGGACGUCCGCUCCGGCUUCGUCGCUGACCUCCACAGCUGUCUGUCUCAUGGCGGCAUCAACGCCUACAUCGACAGCGUGGACCUGAGGCGCGGGGACGAGAUCAAGUCUGCGCUCACGAAGGCCAUCAAGGAGUCGCGGAUCGCCGUGCUCGUCUUCUCCGAGAACUACGCUUCGUCUAGGUGGUGCUUGGACGAGCUGGUGAAGGUCAUGGAGUGUAGGAGGGACGAGAAACAGCGGAGAGAGAGUUAUAGCGAGGCAUUGGCCAGCUACGAGAAGGAAUUGGGAAAGGAUUCUGAAAGGGUGAAGGAAUGGAGGCAAGCCCUAAAUGAAGCCGGCAAUUUGUCCGGUUGGCAUUAUGACCAUGGAGAUGAUACCAAGUUCAUUGAGGGAAUCGUCAAAGAGAUUUCGGCUAUAAUAGGGCGAGAACCCUUGAAUGUUGCCAACUAUCCCGUCGGUGUAGGUUGCCGGGAAGAAAAAGUAAUGUCGUUGUUGGGUACGGGCUUGGAUGAUAUUCGGAUGAUAGGAAUAUGGGGGACUGGAGGUGUAGGGAAGACCACUAUUGCUAAAGCUGUUUACAACAGAAUUGCUAAACAGUUUGAUGGGUGCAGCUUUCUUGCAAAUGUUAAAGAAACUUCAAGUAGACCUAACGGCCUAGUUGAUUUGCAGAACAAACUGUUAUCCCAGAUAUUAUGGAAAGGAAAUUUAGUGGUCUCAAGUGUGGAUGAAGGCGCUAAUCUAAUACCAGGUACACUUUGCUCCAGGAAGAUUCUACUUGUGCUUGAUGAUGUGGAUCAUGGGGACUAGUUAGAUGCAUUAGCUAGAAAAUGUGGAUGGUUUGGAAAAGGGAGUAGGAUCAUCAUUACGACAAGA
Messenger RNA from Eucalyptus grandis, 951 nucleotides. RefSeq names its product TMV resistance protein N-like. The record is from RefSeq and is a predicted model, not a curated record. Lineage: Eukaryota; Viridiplantae; Streptophyta; Magnoliopsida; Myrtales; Myrtaceae. The coding region runs from base 1 to 885 and encodes 294 amino acids. Gene Ontology annotation, biological process: signal transduction; defense response. Gene Ontology annotation, molecular function: ADP binding. The transcript is spliced from 3 exons.